UGCACAUAAGCGGUUCUGUUAAACAGAGAUGAGCCAUCUCUGUGUUAAAUGAGAUACUAUUUAGAUAUAACCUAAUAUAUUUUAUAUUAUUUGUUUAAUUAUUAAUUAUUUGUAUCUUACAAUGCGCCCUAGAAAGUUUAGGCUUCCUUUUCUUGGGGACAGCUCCAUACAUGCAGAUAAGAAAGUUAUAAUUGUUUCAAUAUUUGGGAAAUCUCAUUUCUUUGCUAAAGGAUACAAAACUGAAAUACUAAGCUCGGUACUCCAACCAGAUCUUUUAGAAGAACCAACUUUAGAAGAUGAGACAUGGUGCGAAUUGGAAGGAUACCAUAAUGUAAAGGAACGGAUGGUAUUUUUACAUCUCAGAGGACUUUUGGAUGCUUAUGCUAUCGUCAAUGAAUAUGACCGCUUUAUGGAGAAACAGGAAGAGAAAGAUUUUCUCAGCAUGUGGGCACACAUGCGUGACAGAUAUGCGCGAGCAUUACUUGUUCUAUUUCAUAUGUCACACGUGGUCGUAUUGACACAUCCUGUACAUACCUUUGAUUACAGUUAUAUACAUUUAUUUAGAGCUUUAGAAUUAGUAAGGCAGAAAACAUCUGCUCAACUUUCCGAAAUACUUAGUCAUAUUCCUAACUUACCUAAAGAUUGGAUAGCGAAUGCAAGACCUUGCCCACCCAGAGUAUUGUUUUAUUUUGAAUCCUGUCCAGGAGUAUUUCAUGACCCAGAGAGUGGAGCCAAAGUUAAAAGGCUGGAACAUUCUCUCGAAGAUCAGAUAUAUAAUGUACUUAGGAAAAACCGCAUUGUGACAAACAUCAGUUCAAAUUCCUUAUUUGCGAUUCCGGCCAAUCAAGAAUUUGUAUAUGUACAUACUGACUCAUUGGGGUCAAGAGAUACUUUAGGACGUACAACGAAACAACUAAUACAAAGUUGUAAAAUUGGAUCUGGUAGCACUGCUUCGAGAAGUCUUGCCAGUCUCGAUUCAAAUCUAGUCCAUGAUUCUGAUACAGAGGGCCGUUCUUUUGGAAAUUUUCUCCGCCAACAUGUAAACUUGGCGUUUGCCAGGGGCUUUGACGAUAAUGUAGGACGGCACUCGCUUCCUGCACACUUUGAGAUACCUACGUUGUCAUUGUUUUUCGAAGCAGCAAACAAGAUUUUCAAUUUUUUCGUGCGAGGAGUCGACAAGGAAGUGUCUGCUCUACAUGGGUUGUUGGACACUGAUGUCAAAUUCAGUAGAAGUAGGUGUGGUAAAGUACUACCCCGAGCCUUGCAAACCUAUCAGGACAACCUUCCGCAGCACUACACAAGGGCUUAUCAUGAGAACAAACUGGCUCAUGCAAUGGCUGUCUUUGAGAUGCACGCGAGAGGACCCCUUUUCGAGGAGUUCAGCGAAAAAUUACAGUCCGAGUGUGAAAAACACUGGAGAGCUGGUAGACGAAUGUGCGAGGUUCUAUCGCUAACAGGAAAUCCUUGCACGAAUCCUAUUCAUAAAGGCGGUAGUGAAGGGGCAGGUGGUGGAGAACAAGUGGAACCUGGAGACGAGGAUAGUGAACUUCCGGUUAUGGAGCACUGCAGUGGCGUGCGUUAUGUCUGCGCUUGCAAUUGCGGUAGAUGUCAGGGACCACGGGAUGAUCCGUUCAGUUUGAAACAGGCCAACUACGAUUACUUCCAAAUGCUGGCUAAGCAGUGCGGUUGUGCUCAGCUGGAAAGCAUACAGUUCCCGAUUUUCCAACCAAGCACUCAUAACUUCAGGGCGGCCCAACUGUUCUCUGCCACCAGACGAAAGGACUCGCUUUCUCGAGGAGAAUUGUGGACUCCACAGGGUCAAACGCAGCAGGCCUGCAGCUUGGGCGGAGUUGGACCCGUCAGCACUCUGCAUGACGACAUAACGACAUAUGAGAGUGGAGAACAAUCGCAGCCAACUAGUGACCCAACCGUAGAAGACGAAAAGGCUAGUCCAACGCUUAGCGAAGCCCAUAAGGUCGUGAUUCGAGUCUCUGAUGCCGAUACGGAUAACAAAGAGAAACCCCUGGUGAGGCAGCCGUCAACGACGGAGUAUCUCCCGGGCAUGUUACACACCGAGUCGCCAUCGGGUUUGCUGCCCAGAUUCUCUAGCUGGUCGCUCGUCUGUCUCGGGCCUAGCAGUCUCUAUUCUCAUAAUCUAGGACUACAGCACCAGGCCGGAGUUCUCGCGACCUCGGCCUUCCUAUUGCCAUGGGACGUAACCGUCAGAUUGGAACAUCAAAAGGAAAGGGGUUCUCUUUGGCCAACAAUGGGCGAACACAACACACAUGGAUACUGUGCGAGAGGUAAGAGCUUCCAGAAUGCCAAUACUGUCCGAGGACGAAAAUCCAAGGGUGGCAAGGAAUUCGUCGUCAAGAUAUUCGUCGGCGUUGAGUACGAAUGUCCUCGAGGGCACAGAUUCAUGGCCUCGGCCCCGGACAAAGUUCUGAAGGCCACUGGAAACGGCAUUGUCAAGGAUAGCGGCAACAAGGUCACGUCCAGCACCGCGGAUAUGCCUUUAUACUUCCCUUGUCCCUGCAGGCAGCCCAAGCCGUUGAUGGCACAGCUAAUGAGGAUCCACGUGGUAACGCCGAAAGCUCCGGUUCACGUCACUCUGAAUCCACGAGUACAGCCUGGUCCACCGCCCUGUCCAAUUUUCGUUACAGGAUGCGAAGAGCCUAUCAAACUCUCUCAAAGUGCCUACUGGGUACUGCGUUUACCUUAUGUCUACAUGGGCGAUAAGGGUCCCUAUUUGCCGCCGAAAGACCCAGUGCCAAUCACGCAUGGUAGGCUGCUAGCGGGAAUGUAUGGUAUAAGUGAAGUGGUGCCGGAGAAGAAAUGAAUGAAAUGGGAAAAAUUACCAGAUUAAUUUAAUUCAUUGGAUAUGCGCAAUUCACAAUUCAGCCCAUGGAUGAACUCAAUACUUUCGGUAAUAAACUGUCCUUAGAAUUAUUUAAGGAAUAAAGAAA
Molecule: messenger RNA, 2966 nt
Organism: Orussus abietinus
Lineage: Eukaryota; Metazoa; Arthropoda; Insecta; Hymenoptera; Orussidae
Product: protein SMG8
Exons: 15
Coding region: 122-2839 (905 amino acids)
Biological process (GO): nuclear-transcribed mRNA catabolic process, nonsense-mediated decay
Source: RefSeq, a predicted model, not a curated record